AUUAGAAGGAUCGAAACCCACCACGGACGACGACUCUCUCGGUCCUCAACGCGGCUCCUCCGUCUUGUCUUGUUUUCUCCGUCGGAAGAAGGGUCUAAAAUCCAUCACAAUCGACGCCUCUCUCGUUCCUCACCGCGACUCCUCCGUCUUGUCUCCUCACCGCGACUCCUUUGACUCGUCCGUCUUGUCUCCUCACGAAGACUCCUCACCGUGACUCCUCUGACUCCUCCGUCUUGUCUCCUCACCGCGACUCCUCUUACUCCUCCGUCUUGUCUCCUAACCGCGACUCCUCUGACUUGUCUCCGUUAGAAGAUGGAUCGAAACCCACCACAAUCGACUACUCUCUCGGAGCCCACCGCAUCUGCUCUGUCGGUUCUCAUCUUCUCCGAGUGAAGAAUGGUUCAAACCCAUGACUUCCCGUGGAGUUUGAGCUCUGGACAUGAGGUCCUCCGACUGAAGUCACAACCAGAAGGAGUUCUUUUUUGAAGUUCAGUGCAAACUGUGGGUGAGAGAGUCAAGAGAAGUCACAAGAUUGCAGAGAGAAGUCACAAGAUGAAUGCGAGUAGACACAAUGCCACAAGAGAAGUCACGAGAUGUUUGGUUAAACAUGUCACCGACUCUUUUUCUCGCACCAAAACACUCUCUUUCUCUUCACCAUCACACUCUCCUCACCAAAACUAUUCACAUGGCAUCUUCAUCCCAUAAUACGUUUGAUGUACAAGAUGGUGAAAGUUUUGAUCAAUAUUUUGAUCGGUAUGUUGAUCAAUAUUUUGAUCAAACUUUCGAGAGUUUAGCCAUUAAUCAUGGUGAUCAAGAAGUCCAAAAAAAAAAGAGGAAAAAACGAGUUCACAUCGAAAGGAACCGUGAAGAAGGCAAUGUACGUUUAUGGGAAGAUUAUUUCAGUGAAACCCCAACUUAUCCUUCUAAUCUAUUCCGACGGCGAUUCAGAAUGAACAAACCAUUGUUCAUGCGUGUUGUUGAUCGACUCUCCAAUGAAGUUGAAUUCUUUCGACAAAAGGAAGAUGCUCUCGGCCGGCUUAGUCUCUCUCCACUUCAAAAGUGUACAGCAGCCAUUCGUGUCUUGGCAUACGGUAACGCCGCUGAUGCUGUUGACGAAUACCUCCGACUCGGUGAAACAACUACUCGUUCAUGUGUAGAACAUUUUGUCGAAGAAAUAAUAAAUUUAUUCGGUGAAGAGUACCUAAGAAGACCAACACCGGCUGAUCUUCAACGUCUACUUGAAGUUGGUGAGUUCCGUGGAUUUCCCGGUAUGAUAGGAAGCAUCGAUUGUAUGCAUUGGGAGUGGAAGAAUUGUCCCACCGCUUGGAAAGGGCAAUAUUCACGUGGUUCCGGAAAACCCACAAUUGUUUUAGACGACCCCGGAAGUUCACAUGUCGAUCUCGAUUUUCAAACGGAUAUCCCUUCAAAUAUCACCAAUAUGAUGGGUGCUCGAAGUAGAAUUCGUGAUCAACAUAAGCAUCAACAACUGAAAGCGGAUUUGGUUGAACAUAUAUGGCAUAAAUUUGGACAUAAUGAAGACAUCAACUGAGUUCGGAAGUUUGUUUUCGAAUUAUUCUCGAUUAUUGUACUAAUCUAUAUUUUCAUGUUUUUUUUUAAAUUUAUAUUUUAAAUGUUAUCUUUUAAUAUAUUUUAUUUAAUAAAUAAAUUUUAUUAAA
Messenger RNA from Brassica napus (rape), 1676 nucleotides. RefSeq lists its product as uncharacterized. The coding region runs from base 557 to 1549 and encodes 330 amino acids. The transcript has 3 exons. The record is from RefSeq and is a predicted model, not a curated record. NCBI's taxonomy places the organism in Eukaryota, Viridiplantae, Streptophyta, Magnoliopsida, Brassicales, Brassicaceae.